Entamoeba invadens IP1 is the source of this 1185-nucleotide messenger RNA. RefSeq lists its product as hypothetical. The record is from RefSeq and is a predicted model, not a curated record. NCBI's taxonomy places the organism in Eukaryota, Evosea, Mastigamoebida, Endamoebidae. Bases 1 to 1185 code for a protein of 394 amino acids. The transcript has a single exon.
AUGGAAAAGCCCCCACGCGAGAAACAGACCCGUGAUGUGAAAAAACGCCGUAGUGAAAACGCAAGAAAAAAUGUUGAACAAUUUGCAACAAUCCCAGUAACCAUAGAUAAAAAAACGAUGUACUAUUGUCCGUUUUGUUCCCGGUGUUUUCUGUAUGCGUGUAACAAAAAUCACCGAAACACAUGUGAGAAGUACACGGACCCCAAAUACGAAGUUUUCAAACGAGAUUUUGAGAGGAGAGAAGAUGCGUAUCGGAGCCAAGCGAAAAAAGAGGUGAUGAAAUAUUUAGGGGAAAAGAAACACAAACGCCCCUCCCGCAACGCAAAAAUCACAAUGGACUUUGACAGCAAUUUUGAAGACCAAAAUAACACUAAUCCACAAAAAGUCCUUCUCGAGACAAAUAGUAUAAAUAAUAGUAUUAAUACUAGUAUUAAUACUACUUUAAAUGGGAUCGCAAGUACUCCCGCAUCACACCCAAUGGUCCAUCCAUUGGCACAAAAUACCGUCAAUGAGGUCUUAUCACAACUCCAACAACCAAUGAAUGACUCACUUCAAUUACCUAUACCAAGUUCAAUGAUGCCUCCUCAACCGCCUCAUAUGUCACAAGAAAGAAAAGACUAUAGAGAUGAAUAUGGUGGAGGAGAGAAGCAGAGACUCGAGAAGAAAGACCUCAAUUCAACAUCUCCAUUGGGAUGUGAGGCUUUACCACCAUCCCCUUUCUUGUCCGAUAAAUUGGGAGAACAAAAUUGCGAUGCAAAUCCAUUUCCAAUGUUUUUAUGUCCGGAGGUCGACGAUAAACAAGAGAAGGUCGACACCUCCAAAAACGCUAUUAUCUCAGAGGUCUUUCAUAUGGCCAAUUUGCAAAAGAAAAGUUGUUUGGAGACCGCUAAAAUCCUCAAAGAAAAGUUCUGUAAACCAACAAAGACAAAAAGAGACGAAGAAACUCGUCGUGUUGUUUUGAGUAAAAUAUUCUCGGGAACAGCAGCACUUCUCGAGAAAAAGGCCGGGAUGGGACAACGGCAAAGUGGAGCAGUGGAAGAGAUCAUUCAAAUCUUUACUCAUCUCUUUAUGGAAGAUCAAAACCCCGACGAGUUUUUAAGAAGUAUCCAUAUAUCACACACUAACUUGAAAGCUAUUGCUGGAUCCUUUUUACCACAAAAGAAUCAACCAGUUAAGGAAAAAUAA